CUGGUAGACUUGUACUCCCACCCUGCUUCCACAGAUCACAUGACUUCCCCUCCCCCUCACACACAGAUGGCUUCACUCUCUCCCACACUCCCACAGUUUCUCACACACUCUUGCACCCUCUCCAGUAGAUAUGCCUGAUGUCAUCGAGGGAAGAAAGGGACUUGCCAAGGUCAUGUAUCUGGGCUGGGAAAAGUGGAGGAGUCCUUUCUGCCCACACAGGCCCAGUUCUCUGCUUCCCAUGCUGGGAGACAGUCUCAGGUUCUCUCUCCCAGGGUGACAGGGAUCUGGGGAGGGACUGAAGAAUGUUCCUGGCAUGUGCUGACAGGGGAUUUCAUGGCUCUAUUUGGGGAGGAUCCAGGGGAGGAAGCAGUGUGAGGGUGUGCUCAGGCUGGGUCCAGGGACUAACUCAACACUGCUACUAACCACAUUGGCUCAUAUAAGGCCUGUGGGACCCAGAGCAGCGGGUCCGUCCUUGAGGGGCUGUGAGUAGUGAAAGGAGAGAGGGGCAGUGGGUAGUAGGAGAGAAGAAAGAGCAACAGAAGCUAGAGUGGUAGGGAGGGAGGGAGAGAGAGAAAAAAGAGAGAUAGAACAAAUCGGGCUUGGGGACUCAUAGAGAAAUAACCUUGGACAAGAAGGGAAAGAGACGGAAAGGUAAAGUUAGAAGAGAAAAGACUUGGAGAGAGUCAGAGAUAAUGGCAGACUCCUAGGAAGAUAGAAAAACAGAAAGAAGUUUAACAGAAAAAGAGAGACCAAAAGAAAAGCAAGAGACCAACAGGAAAAGAGACCCAGACCGAGACCAGAACAGAUUCAUUCAGGUUACAGGCAACGGGCACUAUGAGAGCCAGGGUCAGAGGGAAUGAGACAGCCCUGAGGACCCCCAUCCAGGCUCCCCUGCUGUUCCUGGGACUGCUGACCUCAGGCCUGGCCCAGUCUCCAAUAUCUGCCUCAACUCCUCGAGGUUUUUGGGCUAUGCCUGAAAACCUGACAGCAGUCGAAGGGACCGAAGUUGAGCUGCGGUGUGGUGUCAGUGCCCCUGACAGUGUGGUACAGUGGGCAAAGGAUGGGCUGCUUCUAGGCCCCAACCCUGAGAUCCCAGGUUUCCCAAGAUACCACCUGGAAGGAAAUCCUGCUAAAGGUGAAUUCCACCUGCACAUUGAAGCCUGUGACCUCAGUGACGAUGCAUCGUAUGAGUGCCAGGUCGGCCGCUCAGAGAUGGGACCUGAGCUUGUGUCGCCCAGAGUGAUCCUCACCAUUCUAGUCCCCCCCAGGGUGCUUCAUCUGACCCCUGAGGCAGGGAGCACAGUCCAUUGGGUAGCUGGGCAGGAGUACGAGGUCGCCUGUGUGUCUGGGGAUGCGAAGCCAGCACCUGACAUCACCUUCCUCCAGAGUGGAAAGAUUGUGUCCAGUGUCUCUGCUAACGUGAAUGAAGGGUCCCAGGAGAAGCUCUUCACCACAGAGGCUACAGCCAGGGUGACACCUCAGAGCUCCGAUAACGGGCAGUUACUAGUCUGUGAGGCGUUCAGCCCAGCUUUGGACACUCCCAUCAAGGCCUCAGUAACGAUGAAUGUUCUGUUCCCUCCAGGACCUCCUGUCAUUGAUUGGCCAGGACUAGACAAGGGACAUGUGAGGGCAGGUCAGAACCUGGAGCUGCUGUGCACAGCCCGAGGAGGAAACCCACCAGCCACACUGCAGUGGAUGAAGAAUGGUCAACCAGUGUCCAUAGCAUGGGGCACGGAGCACGCCCAGGCCGUGGCCCGCAGUGUGCUGGUGAUGACCAUUCGCCCGGAGGAUCACGGGGCACGGCUCAGCUGUGAGUCCUCCAACAGCGUAUCUCCGGAUGUCCAGGAACAAAGCGUCACGCUGCAGGUCACCUUUCCCCCAAGUGCCAUCACCAUCCUGGGAUCCACAUCGCAGUCUGAGAACAAGAAUGUGACCCUCUGCUGCAUUACCAAGUCCAGUCGCCCACGGGUCCUGCUGCGAUGGUGGCUGGGUGGGCGGCAGCUGCUGCCCACCGAUGAGACAGUCCUGGAUGGCCUGCAUGGUGGCCACAUCUCCAUGUCCAAUCUGACCUUCUUGGUGCGGAGGGAAGACAAUGGCUUAUCCCUCACUUGUGAAGCCUUCAGUGAUGCCUUCAGCAAGGAGACCUUCAAGAAGUCACUCACCUUGAAUGUGAAAUAUCCAGCUCAGAAGCUAUGGAUUGAGGGACCCCCAGCGGGGCAGUAUAUCCGGACUGGAACCCGGGUGAGGCUGGUGUGUUUGGCCAUUGGGGGCAACCCAGACCCCUCCCUCACCUGGUACAAGGACGCGCGCACCGUGACCGAGCCGCGACAGCCUCAGGAGCCGCGGCGGGUGCAGCUGGGAAGCCUGGAGAAGUCGGGCAGCACCUUCUCCCGCGAGCUGGUGCUGAUCAUCGGUCCGUCGGACAACAGGGCCAAGUUCUCGUGCAGGGCUGGCCAGCUCAGCGCGUCCACGCAGCUCGCGGUGCAGUUUCCCCCAACCAACUUGACCAUCCUGGCCAACGUGUCCGUGCUGCGCCCCGGGGACGCCUUGAACUUGACCUGCGUCAGCAUCAGCAGCAACCCCCCAGUCAACCUAUCCUGGGACAAGGAGGGGGAAAGGCUGGAAGACGUGCCCGCGCCGCCCCGGAGCGCCCCGUUCAAAGGCUCCGCCGCCUCCAGGAGCGUUUUCCUUCGAGUGACAUCGCGCGACCACGGCCACCGCGUCACCUGCCGCGCCCACAGCGCCGAACUCCACGAAACCGUGAGCGCCUUCCACCGCCUCGACGUGCUGUACCCACCGGAGUUCCUGGGGGAGCAAGUGCUGGUGGUGACCGCGGUGGAGCAGGGCCAGGCGCUGCUGCCUGUGUCCGUGUCCGCCAACCCGGGCCCCGAGGCCUUCAACUGGACCUUCCGCGGCUACCGCCUCAGCCCAGCUGGUGGCCCCCGGCAUCGCAUCCUGCCUGGCGGGGCUCUGCAGCUGUGGAAUGUGACCCGCGCCGACGCUGGCACUUACCAGCUGCACUGUCAGAACUCCGAGGGCACCGCCGAGGCGCUGCUGCGGCUGGACGUACACUAUGCUCCCACCAUCCGUGGCCUUCAGGAUCCUACUGAGGUGGAUGUUGGGGGAUCCGUGGACAUAGUCUGCACAGUUGAUGCCAAUCCCAUCCUUCCAGACAUGUUCAGCUGGGAGAGGCUGGGGGAAGAGGAGGAGGACAUGAGCUUGGAUGACAUGGAACAGAUGGCAAAGGGAUCCACAGGGCAUCUGCGGAUUCGCCAGGCUACACUGGCCCAGGCUGGUGCUUAUCAGUGCAUUGUGGACAAUGGUGUGGGACCCUCGGCCCGAGGGCUGGUCCGGCUUGUUGUCAGAUUUGCCCCCCAGGUGGAUCAUCCCACUCCCCUAACUAAAGUGGCUGCAGCUGGGGACAGCACCAGUUCUGCCACCCUCCACUGCCGUGCCCGAGGUGUCCCCAACGUUAUCUUCACUUGGACCAAAAAUGGGGCUCCUCUGGAUCUCCAAGAUCCCAGGUACACAGAGCACACGUACCACCAAGGUGGCAUCCACAGCAGUCUUCUGACCAUCGCCAACGUCUCUGCAGCCCAGGACUAUGCCCUGUUCACUUGCACGGCCACCAAUGCCCUUGGCUCAGACCACACCAACAUUCAGCUCGUCAGCAUUAGCCGCCCUGAUCCCCCAUUGGGAUUGAAGGUCGUGAGUGUCACCUCCCACUCAGUAGGACUGGAGUGGAAGCCUGGCUUUGACGGGGGUUUGCCACAGAGGUUCCGCAUCAGGUAUGAAGCGCUAGAGAUUCCCGGGUUCCUUUAUGUGGAUGUCCUGCCUCCCCAGGCCACCACCUUUACCCUGACCGGGUUGCAGCCUUCUACUCGAUACAGGGUCUGGCUGCUGGCCAGCAAUGCCCUGGGGGAUAGUGGAUUCACUGACAAGAGGAUCCAAGUCUCCGUCACCACCCCAGGACUGGACCAGACUCCUGGAGAACCUGGAGAUGAGCUGCCUACCGUGCAGCCUCCAGGGCCCUUAGGGCUACCCCUGCUGCCUGUGCUGUUCGCAGUUGGGGGUCUUCUGCUGCUGUCCAAUGCCUCCUGUGUUGGGGGAUUCCUCUGGCAGCGGAGACUAAGGCACCUCGCUGAAGACAUCUCAGAGAAGACAGAGGCAGGGUCAAAAGAGGACAGAGUCAGGAAUGAAUAUGAGGAGAGCCAGUGGACUGGGGAUCGGGACACUCGAAGCUCCACGGUAUUAGAGACGAGGAUGUGGCCUUCCACGGACACCUGUAUGAUGAGGUGGCGAGAGCAUAUGGCCUGCCUGGGACCUGGGGACCCCUCUACGAUGAAGUGCAAAUGGACCCUGAUGACCUACGCUGGCCCGAGGACCAGUAUGAAGAUCUCAGGGGUGUCUAUGACCACGUGGCAGCAGACAUGGACUCUGUGGAACCCUAUUCUCUGCCCUUUGAACUGAGGGGAGAGCUGGUGUGAGAUGCUCUCUAAAUGCUUUUCUAUACAUGGAAUGUUCUGGUGGGCCCAUUAACCUCACAAUUUGGCUGAGCUUGUUAAGGGAACUCCAUAGGACACCAGUAGAUGGACCUUUUCCGGAGAGGACAUGGGGGAUGUGUUUAAAUGACAGGAACACUCAAGAUAGUGGCCAAGCACAACAAACAAGGCUUUUUUUUUUUUUUAAAGAAACUAUACCACUCAAGGGGACAGAGUUUUUUCUCAAUGACAUUUUGGUGAUGAAAAGCUAUUCUGAGAAUCUUUAUGCUUUUCAAAGUCAGUUUCAGAGACAGGGCUGUAGUGUUGCUCAAUGGGUGAGUAGUUGCUUAACAUGUAUGAAGACCCAUGUUUCACCCCAGCACCAUGAAUCAAAAGCAAAACCAAGCUGGGCAUCCUGGCACACUCUGAGACUCCCAGCGGUCAGGGGUGGCACAAGUUCAGGCACAGUCUGGUCUACAUAGUGAUAUUUUUGUCUCAAAAAUAAAUUUAAAGAUUCAGGCUAGCCUUUAAUCCCAACAUUCAGGAGGCUGAGGUAGGAGGAUCACCAGGAGUUUGAGGCCAGCCUGGAGCAACAGAGUGAGUUCCAGGUCAUCCCAGACUAGAGUGAGAUCCCUACCUUGAACAAAUAAAUAAGUAAAUACAACUUAAAGAGUCUGCAGAGAAGUAACUAUGGUAGAAGCACUGAACCACUUGCCUAGAAUCUGCCACUGAGGACUGGGAAUGUGCUUUGGUGAUAGAAUGCUUAGCAAGUAGGAGGUCCUGAGUUUAAUCACUACUAUUACAAAACAAAACAACACAGCACUCUGGAGGCAGAAGUAGGAGGAUCACCAUGAGUUCGAGUCCACCCUGAGAUUACAUAGUAAAUGCCAGGUCAGCCUGGGCUAGAGUGAGACCCUACCUCAACCCUUCCCCCCAAAAGUCCCAAACAAACAAACAAAAAACUCCACCUCGUUCAUUUUGAGUUCAACCACAUCUGUAGUAGCCAAUAAUAAUAAGGUGAGGGCUGGAAAGAUGGCUCAGCAGUUAAAGGCACUUGCUAUGGAAGUCCGAUGGCCCAGGACUAAUUCACCAGUGUCCAUGUAAAGAUAAGUGCACAAAAUGGCUGUGUCUGGAGUUUGGAACCUAUACACUCUCACUCUUUCUCUGCUUGCAAAUAAAGGAAAAUAUUUUAAAUAAUAAUAGUAAGUAGAAUUAUAGGCCAUUGUUAUAUCCUACUUAUUUUAUUUUUUUACAAUAUCUAAACACUGUGUGUAAACAUAAGUAGACUCUAUGAAAGAAUGUAGAUGUGAAACAAUAUAUAAUGUAUGACCUCAUUUACUGGCACAGUUAAUUUACAAUGCUGCAGUUGCAUAAAGGAAUGCUGUGUUCUUA
Messenger RNA from Jaculus jaculus (lesser Egyptian jerboa), 5873 nucleotides. RefSeq names its product NPHS1 adhesion molecule, nephrin (gene Nphs1). The transcript has 28 exons. The record is from RefSeq and is a predicted model, not a curated record. Bases 835 to 4470 code for a protein of 1211 amino acids. Gene Ontology annotation, molecular function: cell adhesion molecule binding. Gene Ontology annotation, cellular component: cell-cell junction. Gene Ontology annotation, biological process: cell-cell adhesion. Lineage: Eukaryota; Metazoa; Chordata; Mammalia; Rodentia; Dipodidae.